Molecule: messenger RNA, 4953 nt
Organism: Daucus carota subsp. sativus
Lineage: Eukaryota; Viridiplantae; Streptophyta; Magnoliopsida; Apiales; Apiaceae
Exons: 10
Coding region: 1-4953 (1650 amino acids)
Biological process (GO): telomere maintenance; DNA repair
Molecular function (GO): DNA helicase activity
Source: RefSeq, a predicted model, not a curated record
AUGACAGAUGGUCAUAAGUCUCUGAAGAGACGCAAAACUACGAAGAAGCCAAACCAAGAGAAUGUUUCAGGCAUCACGACUGGAACAGCACAGACAAACUCAUCGGUGAACCGUAAACCAGUUCCAACUGGUUCACGUCAAUCCACUUUUCACAGCACUGAUCAAUUAAUUAGAACUCCAGUUACAGAUAGGUUCACCAGCUAUGCAUCAUAUUGCAAUGCAUCUCAUACCCAACAAACAUCUAAACCAGUUGAAAGUGGUUCAUGUCCAUCCACUUUUCAGAGUGUAACUGAAUUACCUAGGACUCCAUUUAGAGAUAUAACAAACGUGUCUCGAAAUCAAAAAAAUGCGCAGCAGCAACAAAAACCGAAGGGCAAGGCUAAACAAAAGAAAUGGGAGGAUGUACCUUUAAAUGCUUGGAGCCGUAACCUCUUUCAACAGGAAUUUAGUCAGAACCACACCAACAGCAACAGUGUUGUAUAUGAUGAGAUUUGUGAGGAAACUCGGCUUAAAAAUGCAACAGUUACGGAUGAGGAUCUAUUUGAGGUGGAGGAUUCCUACGACACCAAUGACGACAGCUCUGAUGAGGAUAUUAUGGAACAAACAACACCAGUUAAUCAGAGCACAAUGCAUGAUCAGCCACCGAAGAGGAAUCGACGUGGUAAAAACUGCUAUGUUCCUGAGGAAUACGCCAGCCUUGGUGGUCCAACCAGAGUAUGCACACAUUGCAAAGCGCAAAUGUGGCAUGAAGAACGUUCGAACAAAAAUGUUACCAAAGGCCCUCCUCUGUUUUCUAUAUGCUGCAGAAAAGGUGAUGUCAGUCUACCUGAGCCACCACCAACACCAUCUUGCUUGCAAUCUCUUUAUAAUGAUGUAGCUAGAGGUUCACAUUUCAAAAGAAGUAUACGAAUGUACAACUCCAUGUUUGCAUUCACAUCUGCUGGCGGUAAUGUGGACCAUUCAAUAAACCGAGGCCGGGGUCCUUAUAUUUAUCGCUUAAACGGUCAGAAUCACCAUGUUUUUGGCUCCUUAAUCCCUGAUGAUGGUGACACUCCAAAAUUCUGCCAGCUUUACAUUUAUGAUACUGCAAAUGAGGUUAAUAAUCGUUUACGGUGGGUUAAAGUUUCUGAUGAACAACCUAUUGAUGUCCAAGUUGUUGAAUGCUUAAUCCAGAUGUUAGAUGACACCAAUGAAUUGGUGAAAAAAUUCCGUACAGCACGUGAUCGUUGGGAAAACAAUGAUAUACUUGAUUUGAAAGUUGAGCUGAAAAUCUGUCGCGCACAGAAUGGAAGAGAGAAUCAUAUAUCUGCCAGUGAUGAAGUAGCUGGCAUAAUGGUUGGUUCCACCUCAAACACAACUCCUGAUCGUGACAUUAUUAUAGAGCCCAAGUUUGGAAAGCUCCAACGUGUGUCUUACAUUCAUCCAAAGUUCAUGGCGCUUCAAUAUCCCCUUCUUUUUCCCAAUGGAGAGGACGGAUACCAUAAUAGAAUUCCAUUCACCAGUGCUGAUUUGGAAAACCUCAAAGAGCGCGACUACAUUUCAAUGAAAGAUUAUUACGCAUACCAGUUUCAAAUCAGGCAAAAGCAUUCUCUGACACCUAGAUUAGGUGGGAGGUUAUUCCAGCAAUAUGUUGUUGACGCUUUUUCGUCUAUUGAGCAAACACGCUUAUGGUGGUUUCGGAAGAAUCAGACAAUUCUGAGGAAUGAAUUGUAUAGCCAUAUAUGUGACUCAGUACGUACUGGAGACUAUAGUGCUUCUAAUGUUGGGAAAGGCGUGAUCUUGCCAGCUGGAUUUGUUGGUUCUAAACGCUAUAUGCAGCAAAAUUUUCAGGACGCACUAGCAGUGUGUCGUGAAGUAGGCCAUCCGGAUAUUUUCCUAACCAUGACAACUAAUGCAUUAUGGGAUGAAAUUCAAAAAAUGAUGGUUUUUCUUCCUGGUUGCAGUCCAGAGAAUUGCCCUGAUAUUAUCUCUCGAGUCUUCCGUUUGAAACUGGAGCAGCUAACAAAUGACAUUAAGAAAAAAUCUCAUUUUGGUGUUUGUGUUGGAGUGAUGUAUGUUGUGGAGUUUCAAAAGCGUGGCCUCCCCCAUGUUCACAUGCUCAUUUGGCUUGACAGCGCUUCAAAGAUUUAUCUAAAGAAUAAUGUAGACAAGUUUGUCUCUGCUGAAAUACCCGAUCCUAAAAAAGACCCUGUGGGAUAUGCUGCGGUGAAGGCUUUUAUGAUACAUGGACCGUGUGGACUCCAGAAUACGAAAUCUCCCUGCAUGAAAGGUCUAAAGUGCAUACGUCAUUUUCCGAAAAAGUACUGUCCGCGCACAAUGUUUGAUGAAAGCGGAUUUCCAAUGUACAAACGGCGUAGACAGAACAUAACAGUCCAUGUUAGGAAUGCUGAUUUGGAUAAUCAGUGGGUAGUUCCUUAUAAUCGGGACUUAUUGGUCAAAUACCAAUGUCACAUGAACAUUGAGAUAUGUUGUCACGCUCGCAGUCUCAAGUAUUUGUUCAAAUACUGUUUAAAGGGUCAUGAUACUGCCACGAUACAUGUUACUGGGAGGAAGAAGAGAACAGCCAACUCUAACGGUGAUGAGCCUAUCGAUGAAAUUGAUGCCUACUUUGAUGGUAGGUACAUAUGUGGAGCAGAAUCGGCUUAUAGGAUUUUUGGUUUUCCUAUACACCACCGUACAAUAUCUGUUGAAAGGUUACCAUUCCAUCUACCAGGACAAAAGAACUGCACAUUUCACUCAAACCAGCCUUUGGAUAAGGUAGCUGAAAGGGAAAAGGACAGACUUAGUAAACUUGAAGCGUUCUUCCUUUUAUGUAAUACUGAUGCUACAGCUCAGCAAUAUACCUAUCAGGAGAUCCCAAAGCAUUAUGUAUGGAAUGAUGUUGAAAGGAAAUGGAAUCGAAGAAAAAGAGGAUAUCAGAUAGGACGACUAUCUUAUACUCAUCACAGCAGCGGCGAAGUAUGGUUUUUGAGAUUAUUGCUAACCAAGGUGCGCGGCCCAACUUCCUUUGAGAAACUCAGAACUGUCAAUGGAAUAUGCUAUGAGUCCUUUCGUGAUGCUUGCAAAGAGUAUGGUUUGCUGGAUGACGACAAGGAAUGGCAUGAAGUUCUUGAUCAAUGCUCCUCUGGUGGCUUGCCUCCUCAGAUUCGUCAACUUUUUGUUCACAUAAUAGUGAAUUGCAAGGUAACAGAUUUGUAUAAUUUGUGGAAUGCUCACUGGAAGCAAAUGGUUGAUGAUAUUAUUUUAAAGAGGCGACGCAUAAAUAAAGAUGAAAGCCUAAUGCUGGAUGAUAAGCAGCUACAAUUUUAUGCUCUGGCAGAAAUUGAUGAUUUGCUUAGAUCAAUUGGGAAAUCUUUAAAGAAUUUUCAGCAGCUGCCACAACCUCCUGAAAUGUAUCUGAAUCAUGGGACAAACAACUUGAUUUUGGAAGAAACUAAUUACAAUAUUACUGAGAUGGAACUAGAGAAUAAGAAGUUGCUGUCGACCAUGAACCCAGAGCAGAAGACAGUGUACAAUGCCAUUCUAGAAUCUAUAGACAAGAAUGAAGGCGGACUUUUUUUUGUUUAUGGUAGCGGUGGCUGUGGCAAGACUUUUCUAUGGAGAACUUUAAUAUCAAAGCUACGAUCUCAAGGUGAUAUAGUUUUACCAGUUGCGUCCUCGGGGAUUGCUGCAACCCUUAUGCCCGGAGGAAGGACCGCCCAUUCCCGCUUUAAGAUACCUAUAGUGCUUGAUGAGUUUUCACUUUGUGCUAUAGGCAAUAAUUCUGAUAUUGCUGAACUUAUCAGACAUACAAAGCUGAUAAUCUGGGAUGAAGCGCCAAUGCAACACAGAUUUGCAUUUGAAUGUCUAGACCGCUCUCUUAGAGACAUUAUGAAGACUGUUGAUCAGGCCCGUGCUUCUUUACCAUUUGGAGGUAUUACUAUACUGCUUGGAGGAGAUUUUAGACAAAUCCUUCCUGUAAUACCUCACGGAGAAAGGGGAGAAAUUCUUGAAGCAUGUAUAACACGUUCCCGUUUGUGGAAUAUUUGUAAAGUUUAUGUUUUGGAGAAGAACAUGAGGCUUAACAAAGGUUCAUCUCAGCGUGAAAUUGAUGAGUUGAAUGAAUUUGCCAAAUGGGUUCUUGCUGUUGGAGAUGGAACUUUGCAUCCUACUCAAGAUGGCGGUAAUUAUCUUGAGGAUGACAUAGUAGUUCCAGAACAGUUUUGUGACUUGGAUAAUGAAAAUUCUGUUGAGAACAUGAUUCGCAGUAUAUAUCCAGAUUUUAUCCAGAAUGCAAGAAAUCCCAAAUAUUUGAGUGAGAGGGCUAUUCUGACUCCUACUAAUCAAACUGUGGGUCAUCUCAACUCUCUAAUUGUAGAAAUGAUUCCUGGUGAUGCAGUGAAUUAUUAUAGUGUUGAUAGUGCUGAGGAUUUUGGAGGUACAGAUGCUGAUCUACAGUCUGCUUUUCCUAUCGAGUAUCUUAAUUCUCUACAAGUACCAGGUAUGCCUAGCCAUGAUUUGAAGCUUAAAGUUGGUACAGUUGUAAUGUUGAUGAGGAAUUUGAAUCAAACACUUGGACUAUGCAACGGCACUAGAAUGAUUGUUACCAAGUGUUUGAAAUUCUGCGUUGAGUGUGAGGUUAUUUGUGGUUCUUUUGCUGGCACCAAACAUUUCAUUCCACGCAUGGAAUUAUCUCCAAGUGACUCAGAUCUGCCUUUUAAGUUAGUUAGAAAACAAAUGCCAAUUCAGAUUUGCUACGCCAUGACUAUAAAUAAGUCUCAGGGUCAGUCUCUAGAAAAGGUUGGUUUGUUUCUUCCGAAAGCUGUUUUUACACACGGCCAGUUCUAUGUUGCGGUAAGCAGGGUUACAUCUCCAAGUGGUUUGAAGGUAUUCAUUGAUGAUGAUCGUGGUCUACCAACAAACCUCACACAAAAUGUUGUCUACAAAGAGGUGUUCUAUGCUUUGCCUAGGUAG